Cercocebus atys (sooty mangabey) is the source of this 4817-nucleotide messenger RNA. RefSeq names its product growth factor independent 1 transcription repressor (gene GFI1). Bases 2309 to 3577 code for a protein of 422 amino acids. NCBI's taxonomy places the organism in Eukaryota, Metazoa, Chordata, Mammalia, Primates, Cercopithecidae. Gene Ontology annotation, cellular component: nucleus. The transcript has 7 exons. The record is from RefSeq and is a predicted model, not a curated record.
CUGGCGCUGCGGGGGCGACCUGAGGACGCAGGCAGGUUCCCACCUGCUGCGGACCGCCGUGCGGGAGCCCGGAGAGCUCCGGCAGCUGGGUUAGGACGCGACCCGCGCAGCGAGGCUGGAAAUCUAGAGCUGGGGGCGCGCAGCAGGCGGUCUGGUGGUUCGGCAGGGGAGCCAAAUCCACCCGGGAAGGAAACAUCUGGUGGGGAGGCGGCGGCAGCUGCGCUCGGGAGGCCGCCCCCUUAGCGCCCUCGGCUCCCGCCUUCCCGGGCCCGGACGGUGAGGAGAGGCCUGAGCGCGCGGAGGGGCCGCCCCACCUCCCGCGCCAGCUGCAGCACGGGGUUGCCUUCCCACGCGCUCGGCCCAGGCCCCGGGGCCCCUGUCUCUUCCAAACUCUGUCCCUCCCCACAGGAACCAGCAAAGCGGGCCGGGGUGCGAGAGAGGCGUGGGCUUACAGCCCGGGUGGGAAGGCGGCCUCCGCGUCCGCCUGGUCUCUCGUGGCGCCAGCCCAGACCCAGCUCCGGCGCUGACAGUUACCCCGACCCCAUCUGUCCAGCUCCCAGCCAACGUGGGUCCAAGCCGCAGCGGGACCCUCGGGACAACGCCACUCCGUUUUUCUUUUCUUCCGAGUUUCGCGGCUGUUUAAAGAAUUGGGUUUGGGGUUUGUGGCGUCUAAUUGUACGGAUGAGAAGUGCAGGAAGCGGCAAAGCUCUAGCCCUGGGAGUCAACUCGGAGGGAGGCGGAUGGCACUCUCACCCCUAGGGUAUUCGGGCGCUUGGGUAGCAGGAAACGUCGCUGGUGCCCCGCGACACGUCCCAGGCGUCUUUUCUCCCAGGUCUACUCCCAUUCCUCCGGAGAAGGGGACACAAUGGGGCUGGGGAUCUGGGGCAGGGGGCCUGCACCCUACAGGGACCAAGGCCCCUACGUAGGACUCAUUUUGAGCUGAGAGCGCCAACGGACAGACGUAGACUGUGUGGCCGGCAUCUUGCCUAGGAAGCCGAGGGGCUCCUAGUCCGGCAGUGGAAACGGCGCGAAGCCGGAGGACUGCAGGUCUUGCCCCGGCCCAGAGUUCCCAGCACCCUCAUUUCUGAACCAGCCAAGGCCACGGAGAACUGCUGUAUUGCAGCUCACGUGUGAACCAGGUCCCUAUCCGCUUCACCCCGGGAGGAAGGCAGAUUCGUUUACCCCAGACCACCUCGACUGUAGAGUCCCGCCCCUGGAGCCGGCUGGAGCCUAGUGGCAGGCGCAGUCACGCCCUCCCGCCGGGCUCAGAUUUCGACCUGGUAUUAGGUGAACUGAUUGGGGGUUAAUGAGAGCGACGCCCCGGACAGCUAGUCCCCUCCUAGGCCCGGGCCCGACCCCUGCUAUCUGCCAAUGCAGCCUGCGCGCUCUGGCGUCCUGUCUUAUUUGUCUGCUAAAUUAUCGGUGCACUACCGACUCGGGACACCUAGCAUUUCCCAGUCAACGUUCGCGGAUCGGGCUCCACUUCCCUAGGACAAGAUUUUUUGGUGAGCAGAAAGGAAAGUGCUUUUUCCCAGGACCUGAUUCCCGAGGUUAGGUUUCCACGGUCGGGGAUGGCUCGCCGCAGCCUCGACCGGUGCCCUCCGCACCCGGGAGUCCGGGGCCAAAGUUUCUCCUACGUGGGGCACGAGUGAGGGGCGAGUGAGAUCACCGGAUGCGAGUUUCUCCCGGGGCGGGGGUUGGUCCUCUGUUACUCCCCUCACUUUCCUGUCCCUUUGCUCUCCCACCUCCUUUCUCUGGCCUCUGCUAUCCCCAGUCCCUCUGCUGCUGUUCCCUCCGCCGCCCCACAGUUUUAUCUUGUGUUCCGUUCCCCCCCACCCCCCGCCCUUUCACUCCAGUUUGUAGCUGGGUCUUGGAUGUCUUGGCUCCGUGCCCCUUCCGGGUCCUCGACCACUGGGCAUCCCCGGCCCCUCAACCGAUCCGCGUGUCCCCGCCCUCCCUCGCCAGCCGUAAAGCACAGCCAGGCAGGCACUGAGUAGAUGAGUUGGGGUAACCUACCCGAUGGGAACUACGGCUUUCCAGAGAGUUUGAUUGCCAGAGCGAACUUGGCUAGGAAAGGGGAGGAGCUGGGGGGCGUGGGCAGGGAGGAGGAAAGGGGCCUGAGCCAGGGCCCAGGGACAGGUUUUACCGCUGAGCUGUGUCAGUGGCGGCAACGACGGCGGGUUCGCGCCACCUGUCCAAGUGCCACCUGGUCUUCGCCGGGCUGGGGCUAAGCAAGCCCUCGGAGUGACCGUGGGUGACAGCGGCUCCAGGGACUCUUGGGGCGCAGUGGGGAAAGCGCCGGACCACCAUGCCGCGCUCAUUUCUCGUCAAAAGCAAGAAGGCUCACAGCUACCACCAGCCGCGUUCCCCGGGAUCAGACUAUUCCCUCCGUUUAGAGAAUGUACCGGCGCCCAGCCGAGCAGACAGCACUUCAAAUGCAGGCGGGGCGAAGGCGGAGUCCCGGGACCGUUUGUCCCCCGAAUCGCAGCUGACCGAAGCCCCAGACAGAGCCUCCGCAUCCCCAGACAGCUGCGAGGGCAGCGUCUGCGAACGGAGCUCGGAGUUUGAGGACUUCUGGAGGCCUCCGUCACCCUCCGCGUCUCCAGCCUCGGAGAAGUCGAUGUGCCCAUCGCUGGACGAAGCCCAGCCCUUCCCCCUGCCUUUCAAACCGUACUCAUGGAGCGGCCUGGCGGGUUCUGACCUGCGGCACCUGGUGCAGAGCUACCGACCGUGUGGGGCCCUGGAGCGCGGUGCUGGCCUGGGCCUCUUCUGUGAACCCGCCCCGGAGCCGGGCCACCCGGCCGCGCUGUACGGCCCAAAGCGGGCUGCCGGCGGCGCGGGGGCCGGGGCGCCAGGGAGCUGCAGCGCAGGGGCCGGUGCCACCGCUGGCCCUGGCCUAGGGCUCUACGGCGACUUCGGGUCCGCGGCAGCCGGGCUGUAUGAGAGGCCCACGGCAGCGGCGGGUUUGCUGUACCCCGAGCGUGGUCACGGGCUCCACGCAGACAAGGGCGCUGGCGUCAAGGUGGAGUCGGAGCUGCUGUGCACCCGCCUGCUGCUGGGCGGCGGCUCCUACAAGUGCAUCAAGUGCAGCAAGGUGUUCUCCACGCCGCACGGGCUCGAGGUGCAUGUGCGCAGGUCCCACAGCGGUACGAGACCCUUUGCCUGCGAGAUGUGCGGCAAGACCUUCGGGCACGCGGUGAGCCUGGAGCAGCACAAAGCCGUGCACUCGCAGGAACGGAGCUUUGACUGUAAGAUCUGUGGGAAGAGCUUUAAGAGGUCAUCCACACUGUCCACACACCUGCUCAUCCACUCAGACACUCGGCCCUACCCCUGUCAGUACUGUGGCAAGAGGUUCCACCAGAAGUCAGACAUGAAGAAACACACCUUCAUCCACACUGGUGAGAAGCCUCACAAGUGCCAGGUGUGCGGCAAGGCAUUCAGCCAGAGCUCCAACCUCAUCACCCACAGCCGCAAACACACAGGCUUCAAGCCCUUUGGCUGUGACCUUUGUGGGAAGGGUUUCCAGAGGAAGGUGGACCUCCGAAGGCACCGGGAGACGCAGCACGGGCUCAAAUGAGCACCCUGGCUGGCUGCAAGCAGCAGCUACACAACACUACGGAGGGCAACCUCCCUGCUUGCCACCACUCCCUUCUGACUUUCCAGACCCCAGGGGUCCUGUCUGCAGAUCCCACCAGGGUGCUCCUCCUUUGCCUUACCUCCUGGAGCUGCCAGAGGAGAUGAGGUACCUUUUCAAAGUGCAGCCGAAAGUGAGAAGCAAGCGACUCUCUAGGCUUCAGACACAAAUAGGCUCCUCUACACCUGAAGACAAAGGCAAGGUCAAAUGGGGACCAGAAUAAAUCUUAGACCCCACAGUCCCUCCCAUUUCCAGCCCUAAUCUGCAGACAGGAAUGCCCUUCAGGUUUCUUCCCUCCCCCUCUUGACCUACCCCAGAUAUUUGUGUGGAAGAGGAGGAAUCACCAUUUACAAGGUGGACAAAUGCUAAUAUUUUUAUCUAGAAAGAAGAGUGAGUGUUAACUUUUUUUUUUUUUUCUUCUGGGGAGUCUGUUGACUCUUUUCUUCUGGGUGCUGCCUAUAAAUCUUGGAGGAAUCAUUUCUCCUCCUCAAAAACUGAUUCAGAAACUGACUUGGGGAAGGAAUUUAAUACUUUGAAGUCAUGAGAUGCACCAUCAAGGCUACCCCCAAGAAGGGGCAGAAGAGAAGUUGAUGAGAGGGGAUUAGAGGUCCUCCCUUCAGGAGGCCUGUGAAAGCCUCAUCAGUGGAGAUAAAAGCACGAGCAAUGCCUGUGGACAAGAUGUCAUUCAUUCACUCAGCAAAUGUUCAUGGAUCACCGGCUACCAAAGUACCAGGCACCAUGCUAGGUUUUGGGGAAGAGAGACUGAAGUCACAACCCCUGACUGCUCCUUAAAAGCUAACGGUUGCACCUCCAAGUGGCUGGGUCUUGGAGGCAAUUCUGAGAAGACAACACAGAAUUAUAAACCUUCCCUUUUGACCCUUUUGGAUUUUAUCAGGUGUAAAAAAGAAAAGUAGCUGAACAGUUACUUCAAAGAUAUGUGUGUAUAUUCAGUUUUUUAUUGUUAAGCUGAUAUUUUAAAGAUGUCUGAGCUAGCAGGCAUGUGGGAAUGAAGGCUCUGUCUUCAACUCUUUGAUCCUCCAUGUGUACCAUAGAGGGGGGAAAAAGUGGUAUUUUCACUUUGAUGAGGUUGGUAAAUGUUUUUAGAUCUUCUGGUAUGCAUUAUGUUUGUUAAUACAUAUUUAUUAGAGUGAUGUUUUAAGUUAAUAAAGUAUUAAGACUAUUA